AUGGCCGAAUCAAGAGGGAAGGUCGCUAUCAUUGGAAGCGGAUUGAUAGGAUCAAGUUGGGCCACAAUUUUCGUUAGUGCUGGCUAUUCUAUCUGCCUGUACGAUAUUUCCACAAACCAGUUAGAAAUAUCCAAACAGACAAUCCUCCAGAAUCUGCAGAAAAUAAAGAGCGAAGGACUUUCACGAGGUUCGACAACACUUGAGGAUGCACCGUCUAGAAUAUCCACAACAAUGAAACUGGAUGAAGCGCUUGCUGACGCUAUUUAUGCACAGGAAUCAACUUGUGAAGAUGUUGAAUUCAAAAGGAAGAUUUUCACAGAAAUGGAUAGAUACGCAUCGUCGGAUAUCGUCUUAGCGAGUAGCACAUCUACCAUUCCAGCUUCUAUGUUUACAGAAGGACUUACGCACCGAUCUCAAUGCCUCGUUGCUCAUCCCGUAAAUCCACCACUCUAUCUAACUUUAGUGGAAAUGGUGCCGGCACCUUGGACUGACCAAAACAUCAUGUCAAAAGCUUGUGAAAUGAUGAAAAAUAUCGGGCAAGAACCGGUCCGACUACAUCACGAAGUCCUAGGUUUUGCUGUGAAUCGUCUUCAAUUUGCAUUAUUAGCAGAAGUAUGGCGAUUAGUUGGUGAUGAUGUGCUUUCACCUGAAGACGUUGACAAGGUGAUGAGUGCUGGCCUUGGACCACGCUAUGCAAUCCAUGGACCAUUGCAAACAAUUCAUCUUAACGCUAACGGGAUUCGCGACUAUCUAUCUCGAUAUGGUGAUGGUGUUCGUCGCGUACUUGCCGAUAUGGGUCCUACACCCACAUUUAAAGAAUCUAAAAUAGUAGAAAAACUGGAAACGUCACUAAACCAGAGUAUGCCACUCGAUCAAUUGACUUCAUUAAAAAGUGAACGCGAACGGAAUCUAGCUCGAAUUGCUAGUUUGAAGAAGAAAAUGGAAUGA
Molecule: messenger RNA, 948 nt
Organism: Necator americanus (New World hookworm)
Lineage: Eukaryota; Metazoa; Nematoda; Chromadorea; Rhabditida; Ancylostomatidae
Exons: 8
Coding region: 1-948 (315 amino acids)
Biological process (GO): fatty acid metabolic process
Molecular function (GO): NAD+ binding; L-gulonate 3-dehydrogenase activity
Source: RefSeq, a predicted model, not a curated record